This is a messenger RNA of Phytophthora infestans T30-4, 2346 nucleotides long. RefSeq lists its product as uncharacterized. The record is from RefSeq and is a predicted model, not a curated record. The transcript has 2 exons. Gene Ontology annotation, biological process: primary miRNA processing; mRNA processing. Bases 1 to 2082 code for a protein of 693 amino acids. Gene Ontology annotation, cellular component: nuclear body. NCBI's taxonomy places the organism in Eukaryota, Oomycota, Peronosporomycetes, Peronosporales, Peronosporaceae.
AUGCGCGAGGAUUUCCCGCCUGUAACCGGUCCGUAUGGUCCGCGCGACGAUUUCCGUCGCCGUAGUGACAGUCGCGAUAAUUACGACAUGCGAUUCCGCGGCCCACGUGGCCGUAGUCGCAGUCGCAGCCCUCGUCGCGGCCGCGGGGACUGGGAGUCUGGCCCGCGCUUCGACGAGUCGCGUCGCGACGCGCGUGCGUCAUCUUUACCAGAGCCGCUUGUGUCGUACAAAGUCUGGAUGAUGCGUCAAACGGACGAGUCACCACCUGAGGUGUAUCAGCAGCGCUACGAGGAGUACAAGAAGAAGCACGUGCAGCGUGUGUUGCGCGCCUUCUUCGAGCUGCACAAGCGCGACGAGUGGCUACAGGAGCGCUACUCGCCGGCGCUGCGUCACCGCGUGGAGAAGCAAAAGACCACACAGCAGAUGAACGAAGCCAAGCAAUUCGGCGAGCGCGUGCGGUCCGGCGCGGCCAAGAUCUGCCUGGACGAACAGCCGCCCGCAGAGAACGGCGUGAACCCGCUAGGCGAAGACUUUGCCAAUGACCUCGAGAACAGCGCGCGUGUGCUGUACGUGCGUCGCGUGCCAUGCGCGUGUCCUGUCGGCACCCUCAGUGAAGCCCUCAAGAAGGCCGGAGGACCCUACGUCUACUUGUACCUGUCGGAUCCAGUCAAGAAGAGCGCGUUCGACUUUGACCGCUCGGCGUACAUCAUCUACGAGAGCGCGGCCGCCGCUAGCGACGCCAUGCCCAAGAUCCACAACACUUUUGUGGAAGACGGCAACCAGUUCCCUCCUUUCCGUCUCCAGGUGUCUCCACAUCGCGCGCGUGCUCCGCUCAAGACUCCGUCGUACCUGUCUGUGCCUGAGCGUUUGACUGCCGACUUUAUGCAGUCUCUCACUCUUGCUAAGGCGCUGGACGCGCGUCUCUUCCAUGGGACGAAAGAGAAGCUGACGCGCUUCGGAAUUGAGGCCUUGCUGGCGUCCGAAGAAGUGACGCAGAACUACUCGAGUGAUAAACAGAAGCUGGACGUUGUCGUGGCAUACUUGCGCCGCGUACACCACUAUAUUUAUUAUGCAGGUGUGCAGUGUCUCGACAUGGGUGACAUCAUGCACGCUCACCCUGCGCUCUUCUGUCGUCCGCCGCCUUCUGCGCGCGAUAUCGAGGAAGAAAAGGCUCGACAGGAAGCCACAGCGAAGCCAGAGGCUGACGUCUCGACGGAAGAGAAUAAGGAUGACGCUGCGAAUACCGAAGAAGAAAAAGACACGACAGCGUCAGGAUCUUCUGGUGAGACUGCGAAGGCUAUCGGUGGAUGGGCCGCAGCGUUGGACGAAAAGGUGCAGACGUACCUGAAGGAAUUGGCACCUGACGUUGUGGAGGCGAAGCGUGCAAAGGAUCGUGCUCUGGUGGACGAAAUUGAAGCUCGUGAGGAGGCUGCGCUGGAAAGCACGUACUCGAACUAUGGCGAGAAGGCCAGUGAUGACGGGAAACACCGUUGCCGUCUGUGUACGAAGCUGUUCAAGGCUAUGGACUUCGUCAAGAAGCAUAUUCGUAACAAACACCCGGAGCUGGCGGUGGACAAGAUCGCCGAAGUGGGCGAGAGCUACAUGUGGGAGCAAUACCGUGAGGAUGAGCAGCACCCGAUGCCUCCUCUUGAGACUAGCAACAAUAUGCCUGGUGGUGCUGUGCUGGGUGGACGAGCGGGAGGAUCGAACGGAGGUCGCAAUGGCGGCGGUUACCGUGGACGACCUGAGAGAGAUUUUGGCGGAGGUGGCCGAGGAUUCUACCGCGACGAUGGCUACAGGGGUCGUGGCCCUCCCAUGCGUGAUGAUCGGAUGCGACGGGGCUCUUUUGACCGACCGCCACGCUCGCCUUCUCGGUUCAACGGCGGUGGCUACGGCCGCUCGCCCUCACGCGGACCUCCGUCUGGUGGCCCGCCUCGUGUUCCUGACAGCGAACUACCUGUGGAUCCUCGCCAGGUUUCGACGUCGUAUCGUGAUCUCGACAACUUGCAGGACACGAAGGUGGAGUUGAGCUUUGAUGCGCUUGACAGCUUGCCUCCCCCCAAGAAGAAAACCAAGGUGUGAUAGCAAUGUGCCGUCCCUUCAAUUGCGAGUGCAAUCACAGCUCAACCGAAUGCUGUAACGAGGCAAAGUACUGACAAUCAAAACCCGUCGAAAGUGGCGAAACAAAAUGAGGCAGCAGAAUCGAUUGCGGCAGUCGAACAAAGUGAGAACGACGGGGGAGUCUUCAUAUUAGUGGCGGCGCUGACUACGGAGAGGAAGCUGUUGCGAUAUGGCAUUUUGAAAGAGCUGUGUUGUAUGUGAAACCAAUAAAAACGACAAAGUGGC